AACAAGACCUAAAAAGAUGAAAUUUGCUUCUUGCAAGCAUUAAACCCAAAACCUCCACCUUAACACCUAAAAGUACUUCAACAAAUUAGCAUUACCCAAAAGUCUUUCUUUUUCCGAUUAGUGAGUCCUCCAACGAGGCCUUGGCGUGAAGAUUGUGUUAAUGGAUCAGAAUAUGAUUAUCUCAUCGUUACCUUUUCCUGUUCCCCACAAGCAGUUCUCUCUCGACAUUCAGGGGAAUAAAACCGAUUUCAUCAUAUGUAGUUAUGAUGACCAUUUUCUUGUUAUUGUAACUCAAAUAGGAAGUAUGGGCACCAUACUGCAUGCUAGGAAGGAAGAAGGGAUGACGACCGAACCAAACUUUAGUGUGUCUGUAAUACUUGGGAAACGUGAUGAGCAAAUGCUGGUUGCUUGUGCUAGACAGAUUAUUGAGCACAUAAGUUCCGCGGGAUCUUCGAGACCUUUGGUUCUCUCACUUGGUUUGAAAGAUCAUUCUCUGACCACUCUGAAAGGCAUUGUUUCUGCUGUGAAGGAAAACUGCCUCUGGUAAUCAUAUGUGGACAAGCUCCAAGCCUUUUGAGGGCUGCAAUUAUGGCAUAAUGUUUUCACUAUGAGAUGCUUGAUGUAUAUUGUAUGAAAAAUCUAUGCCAAUACUUCUAGAAAUUUCGAGAUUUUACUAGAAGAAUAUUUAAUGAUUACAUAACUAUCACCAGCACUCCCAGAAAUAUACGGAGUAAUAGUUAAUAUUCAAUUUUUGAGGUGUAUUUGUAAUCUAUGUGCAAUCUUAGAGUAAUAUUCUAAAAUAUUGAAUUUCUAGAAUCGCCAGAGAUAAUUAUGUAAUCUCUGAGUAUUCUAGUAAAAUCUCAAAUUUCUA
Cuscuta campestris is the source of this 871-nucleotide messenger RNA. The record is from the annotation of a GenBank genome assembly. NCBI's taxonomy places the organism in Eukaryota, Viridiplantae, Streptophyta, Magnoliopsida, Solanales, Convolvulaceae.